AUGUAGUCGUCCAGCAAUAUUUAAAUUUCAUUAUCAGUCAAAAAUUCCUGUAGGUAGAAAGUGAUCCUGAGUCUGAUAAAUUUUAAAGAUUAGUUAUUUGCAAAUUAUAAACUCAUCCUCUCAGUAAAAAUUAAGCUUUCUACAUAGUUAUUAGAGGAACAUGUGAUGGAAAGCAUUUUAUUAAAAGAGUCUUGA
This is a messenger RNA of Paramecium sonneborni, 195 nucleotides long. Lineage: Eukaryota; Ciliophora; Oligohymenophorea; Peniculida; Parameciidae. The record is from the annotation of a GenBank genome assembly.